UAGCAUUUCACAACACUGUCCGAAGAUCAAAACGAACCCCAAAAUCACUUCAGUCCAAUUGCGUUUUUGCCAUCAUUCUGUUUCGUGAGAAAGUCACGUGUUGUGACAUUGUGUUCACAUGACUUCAUCUUCUAGCCAAUUGGAUGCCACCUUUCAAUCUGAGUUAACCGAGAAGAUAGGGUAAAAUAAUUUUCCCUUUGCCUGUCGUCCCGUUUUUAUUCAUCUUUUCGCAAACAUCGAAAGUGGUGGCCAUCUGUUUCCAGUAGCACCCAAGGUGAUUGUGUGGUGACCACCAGCCCCUGCAUUCCUUAACUGCUCCUGUGAGUUCCUAACUAAUUCAACCAGUCCUAAAUCACCAUGGAGCCCAACAAAGUUCAGUCUGAAGGAGGGCUCAAUGUCACUCUGACUAUCAGACUCCUCAUGCACGGCAAGGAGGUUGGCAGCAUUAUAGGCAAGAAAGGGGAAACUGUGAAGAAGAUGCGUGAGGAUAGUAAUGCACGCAUAAAUAUUUCAGAUGGGAAUUGCCCAGAGAGAAUAGUUACCAUCACAGGACCCACAGAUGCCAUAUUCAAGGCCUUUGCUAUGAUCGCAUACAAGUUUGAGGGAGAUAUCAUUAACUCUAUGAGCAAUAGCCAGGCUACUAGUAAGCCUCCGGUGACUUUGCGUUUGGUGGUGCCGGCCAGUCAGUGUGGCUCUCUAAUUGGGAAAGGAGGCUCCAAGAUCAAGGAGAUGAGGGAGUCUACAGGGGCUCAAGUGCAAGUGGCUGGAGACAUGUUGCCCAAUUCUACUGAGCGGGCAGUCACUAUCUCAGGUGCUCCAGAGGCCAUUAUCCAGUGUGUGAAGCAGAUCUGUGUGGUCAUGUUGGAGUCCCCACCCAAAGGUGCCACAAUUCCAUACAGGCCGAAGCCUGCCACUGCACCAGUCAUCUUCUCUGGGGGCCAUGUAAGGGCAGACACUCUGACAGCACCAGCCACAGCCAACCUCAGUCUGUUACUGCAGCAUCAGCCUCUGCCUGCCUACACCAUUCAGGGACAAUAUGCCAUCCCACACCCAGACUUGACAAAGCUCCAUCAGCUGGCUAUGCAGCAAACUCCCUUUACCUCCCUCGGACAGACCACCCCCGCUUUCCCUGGUGUGGAUGCUGGUUCACAGGCCAGUACUCAUGAACUCACCAUUCCAAAUGAUCUAAUAGGCUGCAUAAUCGGACGUCAAGGCACCAAAAUUAAUGAAAUCCGUCAAAUGUCUGGGGCUCAGAUCAAAAUUGCUAAUGCCAUGGAGGGGUCAUCAGACCGUCAGAUCACCAUUACAGGAACGCCUGCCAACAUCAGCCUGGCACAGUACCUCAUAAAUGCCAGGUUCAGAGAUGUGGCAGCCAUGUGGACUGACCCUUCAACCAUGACAACCUCCUGAAGUCACAUUAUGCUCUGUUUAUCUAAGAUAUUCUGGUCUUAAACAGUUUUCUGGCCUCAUCAGUGUUCUUAAAACCUGGGAAUUGAUAUAGUCAGACAUUUGUGUCUCAGGAUUGCUGAACUACAUUUAGUGUAAUUAAGCCAGUUCAAUUUAUUAAUUCCAUAGAAUAACAAAAAAACAAAACAUAGCUUCACCAAACAGGGGCCUCUCUGCAAACUGUAUUUAUUGUCUACAUUGAAGGUCUCUGCAGUAAAAAGUAUUCUAAUAAGCAACCUGUAUUUAGGUAAUUUUGGAAUUGUGUCUGUGUACAAGAAUAUGAUGCAUUGUCUUAUUAAUUAGAUAUAGUUUUGAGUUUUAGCACAGAAACUUAGCAUGCUGAAUGUCUAGCAGUUGUCAUUGCGCUUAUUUAUUUAAAUGCUUUCUCAAUAUUUUGCAGUACUUUAAAAAUGUAUUCAAGUUAUCAUACAUGUAAUGUGAGCAAUAAAUUGUAUUAAAAUAUGCUUCUUUUACUUCAGUAAGUGGUAAAACAGUUUUAGAAACAGAUAAAUCUGAUUUCCGGUUAAUUGUAAUUAUGGUCACACCUGUGUAGAUUUGUUGCUGGUUUAUAAUUUGUAACAAAGAAUAUAUUUCAUACAGCGCACGAUAUCCAUUUUUUUUCUUCUGGUCCUGAAACAAUUGUCUGUUCAACAUUUGUACAAUUACAAACCAGGUGAUCUUGUCAUGUGUGAUUUAAUGAUUUUAAAGCCUUUCAAAAAAAGACCUGAUUGUUUAACUUUUGACAUUUUACUUGGCUAAACAUUAUUGAUGUUGACUGUGCUUCAAGUAAUUGUAAUAGUUUUAUGAAGCAAUGUACUUUGUUUACAUCUUUGUUUAAUGCUGUGUUGUGCACUGCAAUAAUGUGAAUAACUGAAAGUGUCAGACAUAAAUUGUCUAGAC
Sinocyclocheilus anshuiensis is the source of this 2346-nucleotide messenger RNA. Its product is annotated as poly(rC)-binding protein 3-like. NCBI's taxonomy places the organism in Eukaryota, Metazoa, Chordata, Actinopteri, Cypriniformes, Cyprinidae. The coding region runs from base 358 to 1410 and encodes 350 amino acids. The transcript is spliced from 14 exons. The record is from RefSeq and is a predicted model, not a curated record. Gene Ontology annotation, molecular function: RNA binding.